Molecule: messenger RNA, 2384 nt
Organism: Radiomyces spectabilis
Lineage: Eukaryota; Fungi; Mucoromycota; Mucoromycetes; Mucorales; Radiomycetaceae
Product: NPL4 family-domain-containing protein
Exons: 9
Coding region: 115-2007 (630 amino acids)
Biological process (GO): ubiquitin-dependent protein catabolic process
Cellular component (GO): nucleus
Molecular function (GO): ubiquitin binding; ubiquitin protein ligase binding
Source: RefSeq, a predicted model, not a curated record
UCCCCCAAUCUCAUGCAAUUGCACUUAUUUUGAAGACGUCUUUCUCUUUCAGAGUCAGUUUAUUACUUGCUUUUGUGAUUCUUUUUUUACUCAUUGAUACAACUGUAAUCCAAUAUGUUGUUACGCGUACGCUCGAAAGAAGGCAUGCACCGCAUUCAGGUGGAACCUCAGGACACCUUUGCGUCGUUUGCUGAAAAAAUUGCUAAAGUACUAAACAUGACGGAUGUAUCGACGUUGGCCAUGAGUGACCAACCCAAUACCUCAAAUGCCACUUCUAUUAUGCAACUAGCGAACCAAUCCUUGGCAUCUGCCAAUCUCAAACAUGGUGAUAUUGUCUACAUUACGUAUGUUGAACCUGUCCAGGAGCAGGAACCGGUCAAGACCACGCAAGAAGAACGAAAACCACAGACAACGACAUCGGGAUAUAUCCCCAUCGAGGAACUGUCCAAUAUCAAGCAAGAUGCCGUGGACGAUUUUCUCGAAAAGCAACGUGGACUGAUUCAACGAUCAAAAGAUACUAAAUUCUGUCGACACGGAAGUAAUGCCAUGUGCGAUUAUUGUAUGCCACUGGAGCCGUACGAUCAAGGGUAUCUUGAGGAAAACAAAAUCAAGCACAUGUCGUUUCAUGCGUAUCUUCGUCAAAUCAAUUCCGCGCAACAAACAAAAGCUCCUUCCAGUGCGAUCGUAAAACAGCUGCCUCCGCUGGAAGAGCCCAAUUACAAAGUCAAGGUCCCCUGUACGGGCGGCCAUGCGCCUUGGCCCGAAGGUAUUUGCACCAAAUGUCAGCCCAGCGCCAUUACACUGCAAAGACAGACUUAUCGAGCCGUGGAUCACGUCGAAUUUUCAUCGGCGGCACUCAUCGACAAUUUCAUCCACUACUGGCGUGAAUCGGGAUGUCAACGGUUUGGAUACAUGUAUGGACGUUAUGAACCGUAUUUAGACGUGCCUCUGGGAAUCAAGGCGGUAGUGGAAGCCAUUUACGAACCACCGCAGGAGACCCAUGUGGAUGGUCUGAAACUGGACAUUCCUUGGGCCGAGGAAAAAUUGGUGAAUCAAGUCGCGGAAGCUUGUGGACUGGUGAAAAUUGGCAUGAUUUUCACGGAUUUAACGGACGAUGGGACUGGCAAAGGCACAGUGUACGCGAAGCGCCAUGUGGAUUCGUACUUUUUAUCUUCGCUUGAAUGUUGUUUUGCGGCCGAAAUGCAACGUCGUCAUCCCAACUAUUCUCGUCACUCGGCUACCGGGAAAUACAGCUCCAAGUUUGUUACCUGUGUUGUUUCCGGCGACGUGGAAGGCAAUAUUGAUGUCACAGCAUACCAAGUCUCGGAUACCAUGACGGCCAUGCAUGAAGCUGGCAUCGUGGAACCUAGUCGCAAACCGUCGGUCAUGCGCGUCAAAGAAAGUAUUCCUCACGAACGUUAUGUGCCCGAGGUAUUCUACAAAUUCAAAAACGAGUACAACGUCAUGGUGAAAGAACCUGCCAAGCCGACCUUUCCCGUGGAGUAUCUGUUGGUCAAUGUAACGAAUGGUUUCCCGCAAAACCCCAAUGUUCUUUUCAAAUCGACGGCAGGCUACGUGGUGGAAAACCGACCUGGUGUAGCCCAUCAGGAUAUGGGCACGCUCAGCAAUCAUUUAUUGCAUGUUCAAAGCUCAUCGGAACUGAAGCAGGUGCUGUCUGAUUUCCAUUUGUUAUGCUCGAUUCGAUCGACCGAGAUCUUGGGGCUGGCGGAAUUUAAAAAAUUAUGCGAGAUUGCAACCCAGCCUAAUCAAAGUGCGGAUGAAUUGGAGCACAUGGAGGGUUGGAAUACACUGAUCAUGGUUCUGAAAACCGCAGAGGGUAAUGCUCGUGCCAAUACACCUGCUGCCGCGACAUCCAGUGCUGGCCCUAGCACCAGCACACCGGCCGUUUCAGCCACCCCAGUGGAGAAAUCAUGUAGACAUUGUACAUUUGCCAAUCCUGGCACAAACGUCAACUGCGAAAUGUGUGGUUUACCACUGGAUGAAUGAAAACCAUGACCGUGCUGUCAUUUUGUUUUGUCUCUGUUCUUUUUUUUAUCAGGUUUCUGUUUUGCACAAUGAUCUUGAGAAUAUGUUAUCAGGAGAUCCAUAAGUAGGAGUUGUUGUUUAUUUUCAGAGAUACUUGGUUAUCUAAUAUUACGUAUGUAUGUAUGUGGAAUAACGUCUUGUGUUGAAGAAAAAAAUUAGAGAAAUGGGACGCAGCGAUAUUUGGUUGCAUGACAGGGAGUGGCGAAGAUCUAAUCUGGGAGUGGAACCGAAAAAAAAAUAAAAAAGAUGACCGAAGGAAUGGGUUGGAAGUGAAAAAAAAUCCUUCAGGAGAUGCCCUAUUUCUGAUUAAGAUGUCACCUAGAUUGUUAACAAAUGAG